Coregonus sp. 'balchen' is the source of this 2874-nucleotide messenger RNA. The record is from the annotation of a GenBank genome assembly. Lineage: Eukaryota; Metazoa; Chordata; Actinopteri; Salmoniformes; Salmonidae.
AUGGAGGGGGGAGGAGGAGGGGAGGAAGAGGUGAGGAGAGGAAGAGAGGAGGACGUGAGGAGAGGGGGAGGAGGGGGGAGGAUGAGGAGAGGAAGAGAGGAGAGGAGAAGGAGAGGAGGAAGUAAGGAGAGGGGAGGUGAGGAGGGGGGAGGAGGUGAGGAGAGGAGGAGGUGAGGAAAGGAGAGGGGAAGGUGAGGAGGAGGUCAGUAUAGGGGGAUGAGAAGAGGCAAAAGAGGAAGGCCCUCAAAAUUGUCAAGGACUCCAGCCACCCUAGUCAUAGACUGUUCUCUCUGCUACCGCACGGCAAGCGGUACCGGAGUGCCAAAUCUAGGUCCAAAAGACUUCUCAAAAGCUUCUACCCCCAAGACAUAAUCAUGGCUACCCGGACUAUUUACACUGCCCCCCACCCCCACCCCCCACCCCAUCUUUUUACGCUGCUGCUACUCUGUUAAUUAUUUAUGCAUAGUCACUUUAACUCUACCCACAUGUACAUAUUACUUCAACUACUUCAACUAGCCGGUGCCCCCGCACAUUGACUCUGCACCGGUACCCCCCUGUAUAUAUAGCCUCCCUACUGUUAUUUUAUUUUACUUCUGCUCUUUUUUUUCUCAACACUUUUGUUGUUGUUUUAUUUUACUUUUUCAUAAAAAUAAAUGCACUGUUGGUUAAGGGCUGUACGUAAGCAUUUCACUGUAAUGUCUGCACCUGUUGUAUUCGGCGCAUGUGGCCAAUAAAUUUGAUUUGAUUUGAUUUGAGAAGAGGAGUAAGGGGCCUUCGUCUAGCUCUGCCAGCUCUGCCUCUACUGGGAGAAGGUACGGAGGGGGAGGAAAGGAAGAGGUGAGGAGAGGGGGAGGUCAGGAGGAGGUGAGGAAAAGGUACGGAGGGGGAUGAGAGGAGGUAGAAUAGAAAGCAGGGAGAGGAAUGAAAGUGAAGAGAUAGAUCAAAUUUGAUCCUAAACUUUUUUUCUCUGUUCAUAGGAAGUGGAUGACUGUAUCAUCAGGCAGACCAACACACACUUCCAGUACAGCUAUGAGUACCUGGGUAACUCUGGACGACUGGUCAUCACCCCACUCACUGACAGGUAAACACUAGCAUCAACCCAGGACCUCACAGUAAAGAGACAGUGGCCACAUCUCAGAGUUCACACUAGCUAUUCCCUAUAUCAGUGGUUUUCAAGCCUCUCCUCGGGGACACCCAGACGUUUCACAAUUUUGUUGCAGCCUUGAACUAUCUCACAUGAUUUCCCCCAAUUAAUCAUAUCAAAUUUGAUUUGUCACAUGCGCUGAAUACAACAGGUGUAGACCUGUUUACUUACAAGCCCUUAACCAACAAUGCAGAGUUUGUUUUUAAAGUAAGUAAGAAAAUAUUUGCUAAAAAAAUAAAAAAAUAUAUAAUAAAUAAGGGCUUGAUGAUUAGUGGACAAAUUGAAUCAGGUGUGCUAGCUCUGGAAGGGUUCAAAUACAUGAAACGGCUGGGGUUUAUAUUGUAGUGCACUAUAUUUCAGUUGUCUCUGCCAUUACCAGCACCUUGAAGAAGCUGCUAUGCACAACGCUUUUCCUUCUUUUCCCCCCAUCUCUCUCCCUCUCUCAUCUUCCAGGUGUUACAUGACCCUGACCACAGCCCUCCACCUCCACCGGGGGGGCUCUCCUAAAGGUCCAGCAGGGACAGGGAAGACUGAGACGGUCAAGGACCUGGGCAAGGCUAUGGGCAUGUAUGUCAUCGUGGUCAACUGCUCUGAUGGGAUGGACUUCAAGUCCAUGGGACGUAUGUACUCUGGACUGGCUCAGGUAAUGUGAAGAAACAGAUACACUGUUAUGUUAUUAGGAUGGUUUACCAGAGCUUAGUCCUGGACUAAGAAUCAUGUCAAUUUUAGGUGCUUCUUAGUGCAGAACUAAGCUUAAUCUGUGUCUGGGAAACCAGCCUGUGUAGUUCAUCUUAGGUAUUGCAUAUCCAUUGAAAGUCUUGAAUGGGUAAUGCACCCAUUACAGCAACACAAUUUACAUAUCAGGUAAACACAUAGAUAUACAUAGCACUGUUGAAAAUAAUGCCCAGCUAAAAUCAUAUGUGUGUGUCUAUCUGUGUGUAUCUCCAGACGGGUGCGUGGGGCUGUUUUGAUGAGUUUAACCGUAUCAACAUUGAGGUGUUGUCAGUGGUGGCUCAGCAGAUCCUGUCCAUCCUGUCUGCUCUGUCUGCUGGAGCAACCAGGUUCAUCUUUGAAGGACGAGAGAUCCGCCUGGUCUGGUCCUGUGGUAUCUUCAUUACCAUGAACCCUGGUACAGUCAUUUCACAUAUCUGUGUAUAAAUGGAACUAUAGUAUUGAGACAUUUCUCAAUGAUAUCCAUUCAGGAUUUACAUUUUAGUCAUUUAGAAGACGGUCUAAUCCAGAGCGAUUUACAGUUAGUGCGUUCAUUUUAAGAAAACUAGAUGGGACAACCACAUAUCACAGUCAUAGUAAGUACAUUUUUCCUCAAUAAAGUAGCAAUCAGCAAAGUCAGAACUAGGAAGGGGGGAAAGAGUAAAGUGUGAGUGUUAGUUCACUAAAUCCUUUUAAGAAAUGUAUUUAGGCUUACUUCAAGUUAGAAUCAUGCUCAUGUUUCUAAAACGGAUUUUGUGUUUGUGUGUGUGAUAGAGAGAAGGGGAAAGAGAGGUGGAGAAAUAGUGAAAGGGGAGACAGAGAGAGGGGGAUAGAUUGAGAGAGAGAGAGAGAGAGAUCAUAUGGUAAUAAGUGUGUUCUCUCCAUCCCCAGGCUAUGCUGGUCGUACAGAACUACCUGACAACUUGAAGUCCAUGUUCAGGCCCAUCUCCAUGGUGGUACCUGACUCCACCCUCAUUGCUGAGAUCACCCUGUUCGGAGAGGGAUUCAACAACUGCAAG